Colletotrichum phormii is the source of this 1894-nucleotide messenger RNA. Its product is annotated as major facilitator superfamily transporter. Gene Ontology annotation, biological process: transmembrane transport. Gene Ontology annotation, cellular component: plasma membrane. Lineage: Eukaryota; Fungi; Ascomycota; Sordariomycetes; Glomerellales; Glomerellaceae. Gene Ontology annotation, molecular function: transmembrane transporter activity. The record is from RefSeq and is a predicted model, not a curated record. Bases 118 to 1716 code for a protein of 532 amino acids. The transcript has 5 exons.
GAACAUCAGACCAUCGUAUUCUGAUGUCUUUUGGGGUGACUCUCAAAAAGUUGACGUGCAUACAACAGUCACAGACUUGAUCAACAGAACCCACUUUCACCCAAUCCAGAAGAGAACAUGAUGUCGGGCUGGAAGUAUGCGUUUGCCAUGAGCAAGGAGGAAGUCGCAACGGCUACACCGCCUGGGACGGCAAAGUUGAUACUCGAAGAUGAGUUUUCAGGCGCAUCACCAAGAUCUUCCACCUCUCUCAGACGAUUCCCGCAACCAUCGGAAGACCCAGCAGAUCCUCUCAACUGGGCACAGUGGCGCAAAUUCACACUCUUAUUGACUGUAUCACUAUAUUCUUUCGCUGGCAACUUCACGAGCUCGGGCAUCGCACCGGCGUUACAACUAUGGUUCAAGGCCUUCCCGACAGAUGUCCGGCCGUUUAGUGACCUCACCUACUUUAUCGCGGUCAACAUUCUGUUUCUUGGAGCAUCCAACAUCUGGUGGGUCCCUCUGUCAAACAUCUUCGGCCGACGACCCGUGUUGCUGGCUGCAACGCUUCUCAUGACGGUUGGCACCAUUGCGUGCGCUGUCUCAACGACCUACAACGGCGUCCUCGUCUCCAGACUGUUCCAAGGUAUCGGUGCCGGUGCGUCAGAGUCAGUCGCUCCAGCACUCAUCGGAGAGGUCUUUUUCGUGGAUGAGCGAGGUCGUGCUAUGGCCAUCUACACCGUCUUCCUCUCAGGCGGCUCUCUAAUCGGCGGAAUCGCGGGUGGGUACAUCGGCUAUCAACUAGGCUGGGUCUACAUCUUUUGGGUGGGAACAGCCGUGUCCGCCGCCUGCUUCAUCGCCACCCUCUUCCUUGUCCCCGAGACCCUCUAUGACCGCGUCGCCUCCUCCAGCAUCGACGCCGCCGGCAGCGGCCAGUCGCCCAUUGACGAAAAGGGCAUGGAAAGCCAUGUCGAAGACGCGCAGAGCCAGGUCCUAGACUACCGACCCUUCACCUACGGGCGGUCUCUGGGCUUCACCCACUACCGCGGUGGCGUCGCGAGCAACUUCCUCGCCCCCUGGAAGACGCUGAGAUUCCCGGGCAACUGGGUCGUCAUGUUCCACUACGCAGGCCUCGUCGGCGGUAUCGUCACCAUCUCCACCGUCGGGCCGCAGCUCGUGGCGGCACCGCCGUACCUCUGGGGCGCCAACGUCGGGCUGAUCAACAUUGGAGGCGUCAUCGGGACAGGCCUGGGCGCUCUGUAUACGUACCUUCUCGCCGACGCCCAGCUCAAGAAGAAGGUCAAGAGUUCGGGUAGCGGGCUGGCGGAAGCGGAGAGCAGGUUGCCGACAAUGUUUCCCUCCCUCGUCAUCGCGACGGGCGGGUUCUUCGUCUUUGGCUUCACGGGCCAAUACCCGUCCAGAAACGGCUGGGUCGGUCUCUCUGCCGGGUUUGCCAUGGUAUCGUUUGGUCUCAUGCAACUACCAUCCGUCGGCUUCAACUAUCUCAUCGAUGCGUAUCAGCAUCUCGCUGGCGACUGCUUCGUCAUGGUUACCAUCAUGCGAGCGAUUCUUGCGUUUGCUUGGACGUUUUUCGUGGCGCACUGGGUCGAGGAGAAGGGAACUUCAGAGCCGUUUGGUAUAUUUGGCAUGCUGAUGGGAAUUUUCUCUCUUUUGACGAUUCCUCUAUGGCUCUUUGGAAAGAGGAUGAGAAUUGCCACAAGGAAGCUGGUGGAGGCAUGAUCAAAUGGACGUUCUUUUCAGCACGGAAACUGUCACGAAUCAGCAUAUAGAGAGAGUAGCUCAUGGAAAUCGGGAUCUCAACUGUGGUCUAAUCAACUAUGGAAAAGGGGAAAAGGGAAGCCCUCGAGGGAGCCCCUUUUGUAUGCCCAUACCCCUGUCUACUCCUCAUCUCUACCCC